Ochlerotatus camptorhynchus is the source of this 4920-nucleotide messenger RNA. RefSeq lists its product as uncharacterized. Bases 1 to 4920 code for a protein of 1639 amino acids. The record is from RefSeq and is a predicted model, not a curated record. NCBI's taxonomy places the organism in Eukaryota, Metazoa, Arthropoda, Insecta, Diptera, Culicidae. Gene Ontology annotation, molecular function: nucleic acid binding. The transcript is spliced from 4 exons. Gene Ontology annotation, biological process: DNA integration.
AUGGCGGAAGUGCAGACGAGAGCCCAGCUGCUAUCGAGACGAGAGACGCUGCUUUCAUCAUUGGGUCGGGCAGAAGCUUUCGUCAGUGGAUAUGAAGCACAACGAGACCAACUGCAAGUUCCGUUGAGAAUCCAGUACUUGGACGGCGUAUGGAACAAUCUGGAAGCGGUUCAGGCGCAGCUUGAGGACAGCGAGACGACGGAUGAAGGAAGGGCAGAGCAUGCUACCAUUCCAGUCAAGGGUGAAGCUGCUCAACUGAUCGAAUCGAUUGGCAUCAGUUCCGCUAACUACGCUUUGGCUUGGCAGACUCUGGAGAACCGGUAUUCCAACGAUUAUUUGUUGAAGAAGCGACACCUGCAGGCACUCUUCGACAUCCCACGCAUGAAAAAGGAGUCCGCUGCAGCAUUACAUGGAUUGGUGGACGACUUUGAGCGGCACACGAAGAUUCUUCAUCAAUUGGGAGAACCUACCGACACCUGGAGUGCUAUUUUGGAACAUCUUCUGUGCACGCGACUGCACGAUGACACUCUAAAGGCGUGGGAGGACCAUGCGUCGACGGUGGUGAAUACGGAUUACACCUGCCUCAUCGAUUUCCUGCAACGGAGGACACGAGUACUAGAAUCCAUCUCCGUGAAUCACCACACAGCCGAAUCUGCUUCUGGUUCCAGUGGGCAUUCUCAUCCGUCGAGGAAAAAUCAGGUCCACACACAGCUUCGCCUUGCUUCUUGUGCAUCGACUACUAGUUCUGGGGAAAAGUGCAUCGCCUGCAGCCAGUCACAUUCUGUGACGAAAUGCGUCAAAUUCAACCGACUUUCGCCGAUCGAACGACAGCAGCUUGUAGGCUCAAAACGUCUGUGUCACAACUGCUUGAGGGGUGAUCAUUUCGUUCGCAAUUGCCCUUCCAGUUUCAACUGCCGUAAAUGUAAUCGACGUCAUCAUACUCUUCUUCAUCUUGGACAGACCGAGAGUUCUCGCAGGACUAGCAACGAAGGUACUUCUCCUAGUGUCGAAGCCGCUCCGAGUUCGCUUUCUCAUGCACCAUCUGCAAUUGAGUCGUCCACACAAUCGAUGGUUACUGCCUCCGAGAAUGUUCCGCCAGUUGAAGUCAGCACAGCUCUGCAGCAUCCUCGUGAAAACGUUUUUCUCCUCACCGUCGUUGUGAAGGUCAUCGGAGCGCACGGUGUGGAGUAUCUAGCCCGCGCGCUUCUUGACAGUGCCUCGCAACCAAAUCUCAUCACGGAUCGGUUGGCGAAGAUCCUGCGGCUGCGGCGACAGCCCGCGAACGUGACAGUACAAGGAGCAGGUCAGCUUUCCAAACUUGUCAAUGAAUCCGUUUUCGCUCAGGUGCAGUCCAGGAAGGAAAACUUCUCGUGUGGUGUAAACUUUCUGGUGAUGGAUAAAGUGACUGCUGUUCUUCCUUCUCAAAACAUUUCCAUUGCGAAUUGGAAUAUUCCGGAUGAAUUGUUCAUGGCAGAUCCAUCGUUCAACGAGAGUCAACCGAUAGAUAUGGUUCUAGGCGCAAGACAUUUCUACUCCUUCCCCAGCAAUGAGCGCAUCCAGCUUGACAGAAACCUUCCACUUCUGGUCAACAGCGUCUUCGGUUGGAUCGUUGCUGGUUCGACGAAUGAUAGCUCAGUCCCUCACACAUCUGCACCAUUUAUCUCGUGCAAUGCGGUCGAAGUUUCGAUGAUGUCUUUGGAGGAAAGCAUGGAGAGGUUUUGGAAAACCGAAGAGUUGACAACCAAGGACAACUACUCAGUGGAAGAACGGCACUGUGAAUCCAUGUAUCAGUCCACCGUUUCACGAAAUGUUGAUGGUCGAUAUGUAGUUCGGUAUCCUCGGAAGUCCGACUUCAAUGUGUUGCUCGGAAAAUCUCGGGACAACGCCCAGCGAAGGUUCGAGUACCUGGAAAGACGCUUGGAACGAAACCCAAAAUUGAAGAAUGAAUAUCACCAGUUCAUCAAGGAGUAUAUCUCCCUCGGCCACAUGCGGUUGGUUGAAGCGGAUGAUGAAAAUACUCCAGCCUACUAUCUGCCCCACCACCCCGUAAUUAAGGAAGCAAGUACGACGACCAAGGUCCGAGUUGUUUUUGAUGGCUCAGCUAAAACUUCUUCCAGUUUCUCCCUCAACGAAGCUUUUUGCGUGGGUCCCGUGGUGCAGGACGAUCUCCUGGACAUCAUUCUGCGGUUUCGUACCUUUUUCAUCGCUCUAGUCGCCGACAUUGCCAAAAUGUACCGGCAGAUACUUGUACAUCUGGACGACACACCGUUCCAGCGUAUCCUGUGGCGAUUUUCCAAAUUAUCACCCGUCCAAAUCUACGAGCUGCUGACCGUUACGUACGGUUUGGGCCCAUCAUCCUACCUAGCAGCACGUACUCUCCAGCAAUUAGCAGAAGAUGAAGGCGCUGCAUACCCGAAUGGCGGUCCAGCGUUGAAGAAGAAUUUUUACGUCGACGACUUCAUCGGUGGUGCUCAAUCCGUCGAAGAAGCGAUCCGUCUGCGUACAGAGCUCGACGAACUAUUGAAGAAAGGUGGAUUCGAACUACGGAAGUGGACUUCAAAUCAGCUCGAGGUGCUGCAAAGUUUAAGCGAUGAACAAGUUGGAACGCAAUCCGCUCUUCACUUUAACCCAGAUGAAUCAAUCAAGGCGCUCGAUGCGUCUCAAACCGCUUACGGUGCCUGCACCUACGCCCGCUGUGAAGAUAGUCAAGGACGAGUGAAGAUCCAACUCCUAGCGUCGAAAUCUCGUGUAGCACCGUUGAAACGAGUCACAAUCGCCCGUUUGGAAUUAUGUGCAGCUGUCAUAGCCGCUCAUCUACAUGCUCGCAUCAAGAACGCUAUUGACAUUAGCAUUUCUGCAUCCUACUUUUGGUCGGAUUCCGCAGUCACACUACAAUGGCUACGAUCACCUCCGAACGUCUGGCCGACCUACGUGGCCAACAGAGUCUCGGAAAUCCAACAAUACACACAAGGCUGUCAGUGGAAACAUGUCCCUGGAGUUGAAAACCCUGCCGACUUGGUCUCUCGCGGCAUGUCAGUCGACGAUUUCCUCAAGAGCGAUUUGUGGAUUCGUGGUCCAAAUUGGUUAUCGCAUUCACCCCAGAACUGGCCAAUUUCUAUCCCCUCGGGAGUACCAGAGGAAGAGUUGGAGAUAAAAACUACCGUUGCAGUCAUUCAAGCUUCACCGACUGUCCAUCCAUGGUUUCUGCGAUGGUCUUCCUACAGUCGUCUGCUCCACGUCAUUGGAUACUGCAUGCGCUUCGUCACUAAUGUCCGUUCGAAAACCCGCACACAACCCUCGUCAUCAAAUGUUCCCGUCGGUCAAGCACUCACCGUUGCAGAAAUCAUUAAAGCCAAAACCUAUCUCACCCGAUUAGCCCAAGAGGAUGGAUAUGCUGCGGAAAUAAAACAACUGAAGAAGGAGAAAACCGUAUCGAAGCAAUCGCACAUACGCAACAUGAGCCCGUUUUUCGAUUCAGAGGGAGUGUUGAGAGUGGGAGGUCGUCUUGAUUUUGCUCUUUUGCCCUACCAAUCCAAACAUCCUGCCCUGAUUUCCGCAAACCACCCGUUCACCCGCCUAAUCGUCGAAUAUUUCCACCGCAAAUUGCUUCACGGCGGCGGGCGCCUACUUUUGACUGCUGUUCGAGAGGAAUUUUGGCCACCCAGGGGACGUAGACUGGUUCACAGUACCGUCCGAAACUGCUUCCGUUGUACUCGCCUCAAUCCAAUACUUGCUCAGCAGCAAAUUGGGCAGUUGCCUGCUCAACGAGUCAUUCCAAGCCGUCCAUUUAGCGUCACUGGUGUUGACUAUGCUGGCCCGCUUUAUCUUCGACCGAUACACAAACGCACUGCACCUGCCAAAGCCUACCUGUGCCUCUUUGUAUGCUUCUCGACCAGAGCAGUACACCUGGAGUUGGUCAGCGACUUGUCCACAAAAGGUUUCCUGUGUUCCCUUCGACGGUUCAUCGCUCGCCGUGGGCGACCCGCCCACAUCCACUCUGAUAACGGGAAGAAUUUUGAGGGAGCAAAGAACGAGCUGGCUGAGCUAUUUGUCAGAUUCCGUGACCGUUCCCAGCAAGAUGAAAUCGUAUCUGCCUGCGCCAGUGAAGGGAUCACCUGGCAUUUGACACCACCCAAAGCCCCACACUUCGGUGGCCUGUGGGAAGCGGCUAUCAAAGUAGCGAAAAAGCAUCUCUUUCGCACACUAGGAUCAUCUCGCAUGUCGUUCGAAGAAAUGUGUACCGUCCUCGCGCAAAUCGAAGCAAUCAUGAACAGCCGGCCACUGCUUCCGAUGACUGAAGACCCCAACGACAUGUCCGCAUUGACUCCAGCUCACUUCCUCAUCGGUUCAUCGUUACAUGCUCUGCCCGACCCAGAUCUCCGAAGCUUUCCGGCAUACAAACUCGACCAUUACCAGCAACUGCAACUGCAUGUGCAGCAGUUUUGGACCCACUGGCGGAAGGAGUAUCUUCAGGAGCUGAUGAAGGACACCCGAGGCUGGAACCGCAACGAAGAAAUCGUACCAGGGAAAAUGGUCAUCGUAGUCGACGAGAUGCAACCUCCAAUUCGAUGGCCUCUUGCUCGCAUCGAAUCCAUCUUGCCAGGAAAGGACAAAUUAGCACGGUUUGUCAUUCUCCGCACUGCUCGUGGUAUCAUCACUCGUCCCAUCGCGAAAAUCUGCCUGCUGCCGUACUCCACGCGGUUUGUUAUUGUUGUCAUAGCCCAGUGGUCCAAUGCCCGACCAACUUCGCUGAAACGGGCCGGCUGGCUGAUGUUCGCGGUGUGUGGUGGCUACAAAACGGCUCCAACUGCAACAAUGAAUGAGACACUGGACCGUACCCAGCCAGAAACUCUCCUCUGGGCCGGCGGCGGACCCACCAACUACCUUGCGGGGCUGAUGCGUCCAAACAUUGCUCCAUAA